Molecule: messenger RNA, 2699 nt
Organism: Alosa alosa (allis shad)
Lineage: Eukaryota; Metazoa; Chordata; Actinopteri; Clupeiformes; Clupeidae
Gene: nr2c1
Product: nuclear receptor subfamily 2, group C, member 1
Exons: 14
Coding region: 288-2057 (589 amino acids)
Biological process (GO): anatomical structure development; cell differentiation; negative regulation of transcription by RNA polymerase II
Molecular function (GO): zinc ion binding; nuclear receptor activity; RNA polymerase II cis-regulatory region sequence-specific DNA binding
Source: RefSeq, a predicted model, not a curated record
CGGCCGCUGACGACUGCCUUCUUGCGCGUUAACCCUUCAGUGAUGACCUUUCACCCGACAAGGAAAUGCACGUUCUUUAUCUUCCGUAUCAUGGGUUGUUUGUAUUUAUGUCUGUGUUACCCAUAUAAGUUAAUAGUGAAGACUUAAUUGACCCUUUUGAUCUUGAAUUCGUGUGAUGACUCCACAGAAAUCGACAUAGUCAUGCAUACAGUGCGUACUGUAUGUCUGAAUGGAGUUCGUCUGCAUCGGAUGGAGUGUAGUGUUUAGAGUACUACACAGGGGACAUCAUGGAGGGACAAUCUCCCAGAAUGCAGCUGGUGUCUGCUGAGGGUGGUCUGGAGCAGAGAAUACAGAUUGUGACUGCGUAUGACCAGUCCAACUCUGGCAAGCCACAGUAUAUCCUAGCCAACGUUGACAACUCCAACUUGGAGAAGCUCAUUUUGACCAAUUCGGAGGGGACCUCAGGAAAGGUCAUUCUGGCAUCAGCUGAUGCGGCAGCAGCUGUCAAUCACCUGCUCAUGGCUUCACCUGACCUGGCUGGACAGCAGAUCCAGUUUGUGACAGACAACUCCGAGCAGAAUUCCAAGCCUGUCGUGGAGUACUGUGUUGUGUGUGGAGACAAGGCCACAGGUCGUCAUUACGGCGCGGUGAGUUGUGAAGGCUGUAAGGGCUUCUUCAAGCGCAGCAUCAGGAAGAACCUGGUCUACUCGUGCAGGGGCAGCGGCGACUGCGUCAUCAACAAGCACCACCGCAACCGCUGCCAGUACUGCCGACUGCAGCGCUGCAUCUCCUUCGGCAUGAAGCAGGACUCGGUGCAGUGUGAAAGGAAGCCAGUGGAUGUGUCCAGGGAGAAACCUGCCAACUGUGCCGCCUCUACACAGAAGAUCUACAUCCGCAAGAACCUGUGCAGCCCCCUGGCAGCCCUGCCCACCUUUGAGUACGAAAAACAGAACAAAUCCUCCAGCUUACUGCUGAAUAUACAGCAGUCCAUGUCCAAACUGGACAACAACAUUCUCAUCUCUACCUCCCCAGACAGGAGUGACAGUUGCCAAGGAGAUCUGGGUACGCUGGCUAAUGUUGUGACAUCGUUGGCCCACCUCAAUGAGAGCAAAGAAAUGAGUGACGGUAACACUGACCAAUACGGAGUGGAGACCAUGAGUAAUGGGGAUGACUCAAUCGCAGACGAACACACCCAAUCAGACGAACACAACUCCAAUGACCUCAGCCGGGCGUUUGACACCCUGGCUAAAGUGCUGCGCUCAGAACAGCGUAGCGAGGAGAUGGGGGUCGAUUCCAACAUGGCGGGCGCGGAUGAGUCGGGCACCCUGCUGGACCUGCAGGGUCCACUCCUGUCUGACUGCCACAUCCCUUUCAAGCUAAUGAUGCCGCUCCCUGUGCCUGAGUUUCUGACUGUGAACUACAUCUGUGAGUCUGCGUCUCGUCUCCUCUUCCUGUCUAUGCACUGGGCACGCUCCAUACCAGCCUUCCAGGCCCUGGGCUCAGAGAAUGGCAUCAUGUUGAUGAAGGCGUGCUGGAAUGAGCUCUUUGCUCUGAGUCUGGCGCAGUGUUCCGACGUCAUGGACGUCUCCUCCGUCCUCACCACCAUCGUCCAGCACUUAGAGACCAACCUCAGUGAAGAAAAGCUUUCUGCGGAGCGUGUGAAGGAGGUGAUGGAGCACAUCUGGAGGCUUCAAGAAUUUUGCAACAGCAUGAACAAAGUGGAGCCGGACGCACAAGAGUACGCCUACCUCAAAGCCAUCACGCUCUUCAGCCCUGAUCACGCAGGUGUGGACUGCUUUGCUCACAUUGAGAGCUUCCAGGAGAAGGCCUAUAUGGAGCUACAGGACUACAUCACGAGGGAGUACCCAGAUGACACAUACCGGUUGUCAAGGUUGCUUCUGCGGCUGCCUGCGUUGCGUCUGAUGAGCGCGUGUGUGACUGAGGAGCUCUUCUUCACCGGCCUCAUCGGUAACGUUCAGAUCGACAGCAUCAUCCCCUAUAUCCUCAAGAUGGAGUCCACCGACUACAACAGCCAGCCAGUCGGCGUCAGCGAAUAAACCUGCCAACCCGCCAAUCAGGACGAGUGAAUUACCCUAGCCAACCAAUCAGGGUGGACAGGGAACCCCAGCUAGCCUAUAAGGCCAAGCGAUUAACUCCAGUCAAACAAUCUGGACAUGCUUUAGGGGUUUGCAGACGUAUAAAGCUUUGCGGAUUGAGAUCCCUACUCUGUGGUCUCCACAGAACAAGAUAAGCAUGUUUGAUGUUCCGUUCAGAAUGUUGUAUGGCUUAAGCUGGUUAAUACAAGUGUCCCAGAUCAACUUCAUUAAGAUGGACAGUUUUCAUCCCCCAAACAGAAAUGUACACCGGCAUGCACGUACAGGUGCAGAGUUCAAGGAAUGAUGAGACCUUACAAUACAGACGUGGAUUGUCUUUGUUAUACUUUUGUUUUCUUUGUUUCAUGUGGCAUUGUGGUCUUUGUAUAAUGGGAUGAGAAGAAGAAGCAUUUUCUGUAGGUUUUUCUCAUCAUGCUUUCAGUGGAGGCAUCAGUUUCUUGGCUGAUAAUUAGUUAUGUUAAUGUAUGGAUGGAGAUUAAUUAUUCUUUAUCCCUUUAUCUGUAAAACUGUGCUCUAUCAAUUGACAGUACUGUGUACUGUUGUGUAAAUAUUAUAUGUAUGUACAUAAAAGAAAUGUCAAAAGUG